This is a messenger RNA of Daldinia vernicosa, 699 nucleotides long. RefSeq names its product nucleoside diphosphate kinase. Gene Ontology annotation, biological process: GTP biosynthetic process; UTP biosynthetic process; CTP biosynthetic process. NCBI's taxonomy places the organism in Eukaryota, Fungi, Ascomycota, Sordariomycetes, Xylariales, Hypoxylaceae. The record is from RefSeq and is a predicted model, not a curated record. The transcript has 8 exons. Bases 221 to 676 code for a protein of 151 amino acids. Gene Ontology annotation, molecular function: nucleoside diphosphate kinase activity.
CUUUGGAAGCGCCGUCCUCCUAUUUCUUUUAUUCUUCCUUUUUCCCUGGAAGACUCAACCAGAUCGUCAAGGUUGGACAUUUAGGCAAAGCAUCAAGCACGACUUAGACAACCUCAAGGGAUCUUUCUCUCCUUCUACUUCGACGGUCACUACUACCACAACUCUUUACCAAACAGUACCUACCCCGCUAUACUCUCAGGAGGUUGUACCAGAAGCCAAAAUGUCUACCGAACAGACUUUCAUUGCUAUCAAGCCCGACGGCGUCCAGCGUGGCCUUGUUGGUGCCAUUAUCUCUCGCUUCGAGAGCCGAGGCUUCAAGCUUGUCGCCAUCAAGCUGGUUGCCCCCGGCAAGGCCCACCUCGAGAAGCACUAUGCCGACCUCGCGGACAAGCCUUUCUUCCCUGGUCUAAUUGAGUACAUGAACAGCGGCCCGAUUGCCGCCAUGGUCUGGGAGGGUCUUGAUGCUGUCAAGACUGGCCGAACUCUCCUUGGUGCCACCAACCCCCUCGCCUCUGCCCCCGGUACCAUCCGUGGUGACUUCGCUCUCCAGACCGGCCGCAACGUCUGCCACGGCUCCGACAGCGUCGAGAACGCCAAGAAGGAGAUUGCUCUGUGGUUCAACGAGGGCGACCUUGUCAACUGGGAGAGCGCCCAAGCUAAGUGGAUCUACGAGUAGAAAAAAAACUAUUGUGAUAGAAA